Molecule: messenger RNA, 3030 nt
Organism: Epithele typhae
Lineage: Eukaryota; Fungi; Basidiomycota; Agaricomycetes; Polyporales; Epitheliaceae
Exons: 5
Coding region: 1-3030 (1009 amino acids)
Source: RefSeq, a predicted model, not a curated record
AUGCCCAACGACAGAACAACACAGUCUACUUGCCCUGGCUGUGGCCAAAAGUUCUCUCCUUCUGGGCUGUCGAAGCACCUGGCCCGAACAAGAGAUGAUCGUUGCCGACAACUGCUUGAAACCCUUGCUCCCCUGCCUCCGACCAUACACAUAGAAAGCGACAAGGAGCCUUUCGAUGGAGUCCCAGUGCAGCCUUUUGAGGGGGACUUCUUCGGCGAGUACUCCCCCAGCGAUUUCGAUCAGUUCAUCAACCCGGAAGUGGCCUCGGACUCCGAGCUUGAAGAAGAAAUUGGAGUCAUAGACCCAGAGCCUCAGACCUCAGGCCCCUUCCCACCGUCGUCCGAGGGAGUGCAGCUGUCAGGUCCGGCUGCUCAGUCCCGACAGCGACGCUCCAUUGCCGAGCACACAGUUCAAGGCCACCGGCAGACCUACGUUUGGUCGUUCCCUCUCUCAUCUGCUGCCGCACCACUUCGUCGCACUCGAGUCUCAGAAGCCCCUCGGUGGAAUCAAGGCUACGCCACCUACGAAGCUCUGAUCAAGGAGGGUGCUCCGUCGCUGAAUCCCUUUGCCCCGUUUGCUUCUCGGCUGGAUUGGGACGUUGCAAAGUGGGCGAAGACUCGAGGUUCAGGCUCUACAGCAUUUACCGACCUUCUCGCUAUUGAAGGGGUCGCACAACGGCUAGAGUUGUCCUACAAGAACUCUCGUGAGCUCAAUCAGCUCAUCGAUGAAGAACUGCCCUCUGGAAGGCCGCCUUUCCACCGACACGAGAUUGAGGUCGGUGGGGAGAAGUUCGAAGUCUUCUUCCGAGACGUUCUCCUGUGUAUCAAGGCCCUAUUUGGUGAUCCGGAGUUCGCUCCUCUCCUUCUCCUUACUCCCGAGGAGCACUACACGGACGACUCUAGACAGGAAAGGGUUUACUUCGACAUGAACACUGGGAAGUGGUGGUGGGCGCAGCAGAAGCGACUAGAGCAGUUAAAUCCAGGUGCGACUGUAAUCCCCGUGAUCAUUAGCUCGGACAAGACCCAGCUCACGCAGUUCGGAAACAAAACGGCUUACCCGGUUUACCUCACCAUCGGGAAUCUGCCGAAGUCCAUCCGUUCAAAGCCAUCUCGUCGUGGCCAGAUCUUGCUUGCCUACCUCCCGACCACCAAGCUCACUCAUAUCAAGGGCACUGCAUCUCGUCGCCGAUCCCUCGCCAACCUCUUCCACGCUUGUGUCGCUCAGGUGCUGGCCCCACUGCAGGCUGCAGGACUGGAGGGCAUACCGAUCACGAGCGGUGAUGGCAUCACUCGACGAGGCCAUCCCAUUCUUGCCAGCUACGUCGGAGACUACCCAGAACAGGUCCUAGUCACAGGAUGCAAGACGGGAGAGUGUCCGAAGUGCCCAAUCCCACGCAACGACAUUGGCGAUGAUUGCGACACCUCCUGUGCUCUCCGCGACAUAUCUCGAGUCUUUGGCGCAUUGGAUACCCUCGAUCAAGGCCCAAGGGCCUACACCAGGGCAUGCAAAGACGUUGGCAUCAAGCCGAUCUUUCACCCUUUUUGGGAGAACCUGCCUUUCUGCAACAUCUUCAUGGCGAUCACCCCGGAUAUCCUACAUCAGCUGCAUCAAGGCGUUCUCAAGCACGUCAUUCCUUGGCUUCAGACUGCCUAUGGGUCCGAAGAGAUCGACGCUCGAUGCAGCCGCCUCCCCCUCAACCACAACGCUCGACACUUUGGCAAAGGCAUCUCAAUUCUGUCUCGGGUUUCUGGCAAGGAGCACGCACACGUCUGCCGGAUCCUCCUCGGCCUCAUCAUCGACCUUCGACUCCCUGAUGGUUACUCCCCCCUUCGAGUGAUCCGUGCAACCAGGGCUAUCCUCGACGUCCUCUACCUUGCACAGUACACAACCCACUCAGCAUCGACACUACGUCUACUUCAGGAGGCACUGGAAGAGUUCCACGCCAACAAGAGCGUCUUCGUCGAUUUGGGCAUUCGUGUCGACUUCCACAUCCCCAAGCUACACGGCCUCGACCACUACGUCCUCUCCAUUGAGCUGCUUGGCACGACUGAUAACUUUGAUACUCAGUUCACCGAGAGGCUCCACAUCAUCUUGGCGAAGGACGCAUGGCGGGCUACAAACCGAAAGGAUGAACUCCCACAGAUGGCGGUGUGGGUAGAGCGUAAGGAGAAGGUUCUCCACCAUUCAAACUACGUUGAGUGGCGACUCAAGCAUCAGGAGGCGGAAUCGCAAGGGAGCAAUGCGGAAUCGCCAUCCCCUCCACCCCGCAUCCAACUCACUCAGCACCCCUCCGCCAACGUUCCUGUCGUCAAGAUUCCCUCGUUGUACCACGCCCCUUUCUUUCGGGACGCUCUCGGCCGCUUCAUUGCUCGAACGAACAACCCCACGCUUCUCCCCCGUCAAGUGGAAAAUGCGGCAGGCGGACAGUACCUCAACUUCGCUAAGCUCGGCGUCUUCAACAAGGUCAAAUUCUGGCUUAGAGACCCGCAUCAAUCCUCGGACCCAGACACCUAUACUCAGGAUGCAGCCCACGCAUCACCUACGAGGACUAGUCGCGGGAAAGUGCCGAAGGUAAUUCCAGAACGGUUUGACACCGUUCUUGUCCGCGUUGGUCCCGCCGCACAGGGCCUUCUUGGGCAAGACGGCCCCCGUCAACUUGGGGCUGCAGAUCUCCGCGUUGCGCAACUGCGUGUUAUAUUCCGUCUGCCUCCGCAAUCGACGGACCUCUUUCCUGACGUGCCCAGCUCUGACGUCCCGAAGCACCUUGCCUACGUGGAAUGGUUCACGCCCUUUGCCGCCGCCGGUCCUGAUCCCAACCACGGCCUUUACAAGGUCUCGCGAUCGCUUCGAAAUGGAUCGAGGCUUGCCGACGUCGUUCCUAUCGCCCAGAUUGAGCGAAGUUGCCAGCUCCUGCCGUGCUUCGGCCCCAUCGCUCCCCGGGAAUGGACGUCGACCAACGUGCUGGAGUCGUGCAGCACCUUCUACGUAAACUCUUUUCUUGACAAGCAUACCUACAAGCUCAUAUACUAG